This is a messenger RNA of Aspergillus alliaceus, 2037 nucleotides long. It is a transcript of the gene bgt3, whose product is annotated as putative cell wall glucanase. Gene Ontology annotation, biological process: cell wall organization. The transcript has 2 exons. Gene Ontology annotation, molecular function: 1,3-beta-glucanosyltransferase activity; glucan endo-1,3-beta-D-glucosidase activity. Lineage: Eukaryota; Fungi; Ascomycota; Eurotiomycetes; Eurotiales; Aspergillaceae. The record is from RefSeq and is a predicted model, not a curated record. Gene Ontology annotation, cellular component: fungal-type cell wall; cell surface; extracellular region. The coding region runs from base 1 to 2037 and encodes 678 amino acids.
AUGUCCGGUCCCCACCGGACAUUCAGCUUCAACCAAGGUGAUGACGGUGCAGGGGAAGUUUCGCCAGUUCGUUCUCAAGACGGGAAUUUCGCAAACAGUCCUCCACAAUACAGCGACAUUUCCCCCGUUUCCGCCAGAAGCCCCCCCUCUAGUGGGUUUCUCUCAGUCCAGGAAGAAGGCGACCGAGGUUGGGGUCAAACCCUGGGAAACGCGCAACCGAUGCGCAUGAAUUCAACGACACCAGGGAUGGAUAAUCUUGGCCCUGCCGCCGUUGGCGGUGGAAUCAGUGGUAUCGCCCUUGGCGUUGCCAACUCCCAUAACCGCCAGAGUGGAAUUGACGCUUUUAGGGAUACAGACGGACGCAACAUGCCUGCUGAACGAGGUUAUAACACCACCGGAUCGGACAACCCUUAUAUUCCGACACCACCCGCCGGCGGAUCGCACGAAAGCUCUGAGAACUUGCGCCCUCGAGACUCUUACGGCUCUAAUGUUGCACUAGGAGCCGCUGCUGCUCCCGCGGGCCAAUUAACUCCAGGUGGCUCAAAUCCGUCUCAACGCAGUUUUUUUGACAGUCCGUAUCAGGGUAUACCGGCUAUGGAUGCGGGCCCGUAUCAACGACAGUCCGCCUACAGCUCCGCUGGGGAUUAUCCCCUCGUCAUAAAUCCUGACGAGAUAGCCGAUGAUGGGGACGAUGGCUUCAUGCCCGCCCCAAAUAGCAACUCCGCCAGUCAAACUGCGAGGGCAGUUCCGGCGGCUGCGACUGGGGGGGGCGCUGCAGGUGGGCUAUUUGGCUUGUUCAGAUCGAAGAAAGUCGACAAUCCUUCCUAUGGACCGGUGCCAGGGGCACGCUUGGAGGCUGGAGAAAAGAGCCGAUGGACCAAACCUAUGCCUGGAGGGGGCAGUCGCAAACGCGGGUGGAUCGUAGGCAUAGUCUUGGCCUUCAUUAUUGUCGGGGCGAUCGUCGGCGGCGCUGUCGGCGGUACUUUGGGCAACCGAGAAAAUGAAGAUCCGGACCCCACCACGGAAUCGGCGUCCAGCGAUACGCAAUCGAACGGUGACCUCGACAAGGACUCCUCGGAAAUCAAAUCUUUGAUGAACAAUCCGGACCUCCACAAAGUAUUUCCAGGUAUGGAUUAUACUCCCUGGGGAGUCCAGUAUCCGUUGUGCCUCAAAUACCCACCUUCUCAGAAUAACGUCACUCGCGACUUGGCAGUGCUUUCGCAGUUGACCAACACUAUCCGGCUAUAUGGCACGGAUUGCAAUCAGACAGAGAUGGUCUUACAUGCCAUUGACAGGUUGGAAUUGAAGGACAUGAAGCUCUGGCUGGGUGUGUGGAUUGACUCAAAUGACACGACGAACGAUAGGCAGAUCAAGCAAUUGUACAAGGUCUUGGACGAUGCAAAAGACAUUUCCAUCUUUAAGGGCGCUAUAGUCGGCAAUGAAGCACUCUAUCGAGCGGGGAAUGACGACACUAGCGCGCAAAAGAAGCUGAUUUCUUAUAUGGACGAUGUAAGGAAUCACUUCAAAGAGAAGAGCUUUGACCUCCCAAUAGCGACAUCGGACCUCGGUGACAACUGGAAGCCAGAACUUGUUAAAGCCUCGGAUCUGGUCAUGUCCAACGUGCACCCCUUCUUCGCAGGUGUUAAGGUUGAAGAUGCUGCUAGCUGGACCUGGACUUUUUGGAAUGCCCACGAUGUCCCGCUAACGAAGGGUACAAAUAAGAAGCAAGUCAUAUCCGAGGUGGGGUGGCCAAGUGGUGGAGGUAAUGAUUGCGGGUCGAACAAUAAAUGUGCAGACGAUAAAGCCGGCUCCGUAGCCGGCGUUGAUGAGAUGAACCAAUUCAUGUCAGACUGGGUUUGCCAGGCAAUGGAAAAUGGCACAGAUUACUUCUGGUUCGAGGCGUUUGAUGAGCCUUGGAAGAUCCAGUUCAACACCAAGGACCAGAAUUGGGAAGAUAAAUGGGGCCUUAUGGAUGCUGGGCGCAAGUUGAAGCCGGGCCUCAAAAUCCCUGAUUGUGGGGGUAAAACGGCUACAUAA